Molecule: messenger RNA, 5094 nt
Organism: Lineus longissimus
Lineage: Eukaryota; Metazoa; Nemertea; Pilidiophora; Heteronemertea; Lineidae
Product: regulator of telomere elongation helicase 1-like
Exons: 30
Coding region: 114-4310 (1398 amino acids)
Biological process (GO): telomeric loop disassembly; negative regulation of t-circle formation; negative regulation of DNA recombination
Cellular component (GO): nucleus
Molecular function (GO): hydrolase activity, acting on acid anhydrides, in phosphorus-containing anhydrides; ATP binding; DNA helicase activity
Source: RefSeq, a predicted model, not a curated record
UUAAGAUUUGUCCUGUCAAAUUUUGAUCAAACACUAAUUUAGAGUUACUUCGGAGGGCAGCGUAUUAUGUAAAAGACCUAAAAUAUCAUUUUGCUUAAAUUAACUGAAAAAAGAUGCCACCAAUCAACAUCAGUGGGGUCAAUGUGGAGUUCCCAUUUGUUCCCUACCCCUGUCAAGUUGACUACAUGACCAAACUGAUCGAGUGUCUCAAAACUGGUGUGAAUGGAAUAUUGGAAAGUCCUACUGGAACUGGUAAAACCCUCUGUCUGCUGUGUGCAACGCUUGGCUGGUUAGAGCACACGAAAGCAGAGGUGCAGCUAAAGAAUCUGACGGGUCGACAACUCCUCAAGGAUGCUGAACCCGGCGACCUGAACAAUGAAGACUUGAUGAACCAACUUGCAGAAGCUACUGGAGGAUGGGAGGGAAGGCCAGCGGCCCCUAAAGUUAUCUAUGCCUCGAGAACUCAUUCUCAACUUUCUCAAGCCAUGCAAGAAUUGAAGAGAACUCAAUAUAACAGCGUGAAGGCAUGUGUACUUGGUUCAAGGGAGCAGCUCUGUAUCCAUCCUCAGGUCUCAAAGGAGAUGAAUAACAGUACGAAGGUUCACAUGUGUCGAGCUAAGGUCACUGCCAGGACGUGUCAUUUCCACAACAAUAUUGAUCUGAUGAAGCAUCAUUUUACUGGUAAAGUGCUGGACAUAGAAGACCUUGGCAAGCUUGGUGAAAAACAUAAAUGUUGCCCAUAUUAUACCACAAGAGAACUGAAGUCAGAAGCUGAUAUUAUCUUCUUGCCUUAUAACUACCUCUUGGAUCCAAAGUCGAGACGAGCCAAUGGUGUAGAAUUGCCAGGCAACAUCAUUAUCUUUGAUGAAGCUCAUAAUCUGGAGAAGAUUUGCGAAGACAGUGUCUCGUUUGACUUGACAUCUCACGACCUAGCGAGUGCCAUCGAGGAGACCAAAGAACUCUGUACGCGGAUGGUCGAGUUGGCUAAGGAUGAGAUCGAGAGUCAGGAGCAGUUUACCGAUCUUGAUGAUGGGUCCUCCGCCACUGUUGGUGGGUGUGACUUUACGCUUGUGCAGGCCAUGGAAAUAAAGAGUACAUUGAUCAACCUUGAGAAAGAACUUGACUCCCUUGACAUACCAUCGAAGGGACUCACCAAACCUGGGCACUUCAUCUUUGAACUAUUUGAGAAAGUGAAUCUCCGUUUCGAGAACAAGCACUACUUCCUAGAGAUUGUGGAGAAGAUUCUUAACCAUGUCACCAAUGAAGGCUCCCGUUUCCUGACCAAGGGAAAUGGCAUCGCCAAAGUUGCCGAUAUCGUUAAGAUUGUGUUCAGUCGUGACCCAGAGGAAGGCUCUUCUACUACGACUACCAAUCACCAGUUUAGACUGUCCAAAGCCUAUAAGGUUCACAUCGCAAAAGAGGUUCAAGAUAAAAAGAAGACCAGAAAAGACCUCUGGACUAGCACUCCAAAUUUGGACAAAAUAGGUCGUACCCUGAGCUACUGGUGUUUCAGUCCUGGUCACAGUAUGGAAGACUUACGAACGCACGGGGUCAGGUCCAUCAUUCUGACCAGUGGAACUCUCUCACCUAUAGAAUCAUUCAGUAUGGAAAUGGGAAUCGACUUCCCAAUCAGCCUCCAGAAUCCCCACAUCAUCCAAGAACACCAAGUGUUUGUUGCAGCAGUGACCAAAGGCCCUGAUGACAACAAACUACUUUCGAAUUAUGACAACAGGGGGACGGAUGAGUAUCGUGGAUCACUGGGGAAUGCUGUGGUGAACUUUGCAAGAGCGGUUCCAAAUGGUCUUCUUAUGUUCUUCCCGUCCUACCCUGUCAUGACUAACUGUAUCGAAUACUGGCAGCACACCAAUAUAUUCAAUCGGAUCACACAGUAUAAGGCUUUAUUCGUUGAGCCACGAACAAAGGCAGAGUUUUACCAGACGAUGGAGACCUUCUAUGAGAAGAUCAAUGACCCGAGUUUGAAUGGUGCUAUUUUUUGUGCAGUAUGCAGAGGAAAGGUUAGCGAGGGUCUAGAUUUUGCCGACAUCAACGGCCGUGCUGUUGUGAUCACCGGGUUGCCCUUCCCGCCGAGAAUGGACCCAAAGGUCGUGCUCAAGAUGGCCUACCUGGAUGAAAACAAGAACAGACAAAAUAGGAAGAGUUUACUGGGGCGUGACUGGUACAGACAGCAGGCAUCGCGAGCUGUCAACCAAGCCAUUGGCCGGGUAAUACGGCAUAAAGACGACUAUGGUGCUAUUCUUCUUUGUGAUGAAAGAUUUGCUACAUCGGAGAGUAAAAAACAACUGCCUUCCUGGGUUCAGCCCCACCUGAAGACGAUAUCGACCUUUGGUCUGGUCAUGAGAGAUCUGAUGCAGUUCUUCAAAGCAGCGGAAAUAGCGAUGCCAUCACCUCUCCCUAAGAUGUCAAUGCCACGGUCUGCUCCAGGCUGCCAAGGGGCCUCGUUCAUGCCGACACAGACCAGGUCUGGUACCUCACCUCGUCCACCUGGGGCUGGUAGUGUCGAAUCACAUGUGGCCAGCCUGAGAGCUUCAUCAAGUCAGAGGGAUCUUAUGUUGUCACGUGAGGAAGAGGCCCGUGCUGACAGCAUAGCCCGACUGACCAUUCAGUAUGAGAUGAAGGCUCCCAAGCGUCCUGCUCCAAAGGGAAAGAAGAGGAGUCUGCUCGAUGCGUUGGAAACACACACAACUCCAAACUAUGAAACUGAGAAGAUUGCCAGUCCUAAGAUGAGUUCCUCUCAAAGUGCCCUGGAAAGGAGGAUGGAGCUGCUGAAGAUGAAGAAGAAGUCGAUGAAGAUUAAAGACAACUCCAUUCUGAAACCAGAAGUGAAAACAGCUGCUAUGGAUUACGUCCAUAAAGUCAAAUCCAUCCUGAGCACCGACUCUUAUAAGAUCUUCAACAAGGCCAUGAUAGAGUAUGCUUCGAAGGCAAAUUUUGAAAGUCUCAUCUCAACCCUGGCUGCUCUCUUUACGGAGGAUGUCAACAAGAUGGAUCUGUUACGAGGUUUCUACCAGUAUGUCAAAACUCAACACAGGGUGAGAUUCUGUGAGGUGUGCGUCAGCAUAACUGGUAGUGCUCCUGAAGCAAGUAAUACCAGUAACACACAUCCUGCAGCAUCCAAUCCAGAGAAGAGACGCAAACUCGACGAAGUAUCCGGAGGAUCUUUGAAAUUUUCUGAUGUGAAAUCCUCUAAAAUCGCCGCGGCCACGUCAUGCGGUUACAAAUCUGAAGUUCUGGAGAGCAGAGAUACGAAGCAGUCCUCGCUUGGGGAGUGGUCUGAAAAAUCUAAGGCAUCUGAACGCAGUAUGAUGGAGACGUUGUUUGGCACAGCUCGAGAUACAGUGGACGGAGCUUCAGUCCCCGAAAACAAAUCCAGGAUCACAGGAAUAGAACAGUCAGUCGGUGGUGUUGUGAAACGGGAGCCUGUAGGGAAUAGAAAUUUAGGACAGUUGUACCAAGCCAGUGAUGGGUCAAAGGAGAGUCAGUCUCUGGUGGAGGACUUGCUGUUCUCUGAAAGGGAACGAUCAGAAAAAGAGGAAAUUGUUGGGAGGAAGAAAACUGAAAAGUUUCACCAAGCGUCUGUUAAAUCAAAAGAUUUCAAGUCUGGUGUAGGGCAUUCACUGCCCUCAAAAGGAGAAAAGUCAGGAAAAGAAAAUACAACUUGUUCUGUUUCGAAAUCUGCGAGUGUGACUUCUGUUCAAAAAUCAAAGAAUUCUGUGACUGAACUUCUCGCGAAAAGGAGUGAUAGUGAUAAGAUGAGUAGUAAAUCUGAAGCUUGUGAAAAGACAGGAUCUGAACUGAAUAUUUCGACGAAAUCCAUGUUGUCAAAUUCCAAAUCGGUUCCAGAUGUUCUGAAGGAGAGACAUUCCACGGUUUCAAAGGUCAAAGAUCAGAGUCGGGCAGAUGUAAAGAAAGUACAUUCCACCGUGUCAAAAGACACAAAACCUGCUGAGAAAUUUGGUGAUAAUGUUGAUCACGAUGCAAAGUCGAAUUUGUCAUUUGCUACUCCCAGUUCUGUGACUGCUGGUCAGUCAUCUAAGGUGCUUCCAACCAAGGAACAUGUCGUCACAAGUUCAGGUGAUAACGUACCUAGCUCAGUUGAAGGUGGCCUAGAAAUUGCCUGCUGUGCAUGUAAUAAGGCAGCUGUUGUCCCCCUGAGAACUAAAACAUGCGAGCAUGUUUGCUGCUUUCAAUGCUGGAAGAAGAUCUUCAUGGAACCAACAGGUGCUCCGAAAGUUUGCCCCAAGUGUGGUGGCGCAGUCAAAAGGAAAGAACUUGCUAAAGUCAAUUUAUAAUGAUAUGUGCCACAUGUAAGAUUAGGAACUACUGACAGGAUUUGUAUCAACUUUUGCUUGCACACAUCAAAAAAGGUGUCGCCUUUGUUUAGUUGAUGACCCUUUGAAGAGGACCAUAGGCAGGAGCAGAGGGGUUAAUUUGGCCAUCUUCAGGUGGCUAAUUUACACAGUAGGCCUAUGGGCCCUGGGUCAUGUCAGAUUCAGCACUAAAUGUAUUCCUCGUACAAGCGUGAAUCAUUUCGAUGUACUGUGAGAUGUGAGAGACCCCUAUUGGCGACUUUGUGUAACUUUAUCUUCCUUGCCUAGCUGCUGCCUUAAUUGUCCCUUUAAGGCUGCUUAUCAAUCGGGUCUUUGUUUGUGAGCUUGUGGACUUGUGGCGCUGUUUAUAUUGUCUCCAUAGCGUGUUCCCUGGUGCAACCAAUGGCCGCAAAGGUUCACUUUAUGUGUGGUGUGUCACAAGCGAACACAGAAUAAGGAAGAAUUGUUCAAGCAAAUACUCAAUGAAAACAUAGGCCACUAUCACGCCCUGGCACGGCAUAGGAUUUCACAAUAUGAACAAUAUGCCCUAUACCUCCUUUAUCUUUUGGAGUUCAGAGCUUAAUGAGGUUUCAUUUUGUUUGUCUUGAUUUCAUCUUUCCAUUAAUGUAAUAAAAAUGACAAUCUGAGUCCAGAAACUUCCCUUUUGAUAAAACGCUGUUGGCAUUUCUGAACUUACCAAGUCUUGACUCUUGCUGAUGCAACAGAAUUGCCAUGUGAUCAAAAAUGUAAACAUUCUGCUCAAAUG